Molecule: messenger RNA, 618 nt
Organism: Spodoptera exigua (beet armyworm)
Lineage: Eukaryota; Metazoa; Arthropoda; Insecta; Lepidoptera; Noctuidae
Source: the annotation of a GenBank genome assembly
AUGUACGCGGCGGCGGGCGGCGCCUCGCUCGCGGGCCGUAAGGCGCGCCAGCACGGCCGCCAGCCCGCGCCGCCGAGCCCGCGGCCGCACAGCCCGCUCCACCCCGCGCCCACCGGCGUACGCGCCUACUCCUGCCAGCACUGGGAGUCCCGCCUCGCCGCGCCCCCCUCGCGCGUCUCCGCGCCUAUCUCCGACCCGCCCUCGCCAUGCGAACUCAUCGAGAGGCCCUUUGUGCCUCGCAUCUAUGCUCUAGAGGUAAGCAGUAGUAGCUGCGCUGACGUGAGUGAAGCAAAGUGCGUAGUGGACAGCCCGCGAGCUGUCCAGGGCCCUUGGCUGAGACUUGUGGCAGCGCGUACUAACGGCCACAAACCUGGCAAGUAUGCAGGCAGCUCUUAUGCUAAGAAGCAAAUCGCGGGAGAGAAGAAAACAGCGUUUAAAGAGAGGCAUCAAGCACGACCUGCCGAGCAACAUAGCGACCAAACUGAUCGCGCCCUUCCCGAGAUACCCUCCGGCGUCAUGGAUUGGAGACUGCGUCUAGGCAUGUACAGUGUGGCGCGCCCUCUAAUUAGGUGGUCUGUCGAGAUCUGUGAGCGGGCUGGCCAGUAUGAGAAGAUCUGA